AAACAUAUAAGAAAGUUCAACGAGAGAGAAAGAGAGAGAGUGUGUGUUACCAUUACCAACCAACCACCAUCACGAGCUUUAUACUUGCUCGGUGGUUCAUCCUCAGCCAUUCCAUUCUCCUAUUUAUCACUAUCUCUCAUCUCUCUCUCUCUCUUGUCUCCUUCAUUGUACUCUCCCACCAUGGCCAACACCGACCAGCCAACCACAGACUCACACGUAGCCGUCCUCGCUUUCCCCUUCGGCACUCACGCCGCUCCUCUCCUCUCCGUCACGCGCCGUCUCGCCUCCGCCUCUCCCUCAACACUCUUCUCCUUCUUCAACACCUCCCAAUCCAACUCCUCGUUAUUCCCCUCAGAUCUCCCAUCGAACAUCCACGUCCACGACGUCGCCGACGGCGUCCCGGAGGGAUACGUGUUCUCCGGGAGACCACAGGAAGCGAUCGAGCUGUUUCUCGUAGCGGCGCCGGAGAGUUUCCGGGAAGCGAUCGCGUCGGCGGAGAAUGACGCCGGUAAGAAAGUGACGUGCAUGCUGGCGGAUGCGUUCUUCUGGUUCGCGUCGGAUAUGGCGGCGGAGAUGAAGGCGACAUGGGUUGCGUUUUGGACAGCCGGACCAAACUCGCUGUCUGUUCAUCUUUACACAGAUCUCAUCAGACAAUCCGUACGUGUGAAUGAUGGGUGUAUGGAGGAGACACUAGGGUUUAUCUCAGGGAUGGAGAAGAUCAGAGUAAAAGACACACCGGAAGGAGUUGUGUUUGGGAACUUAGACUCUGUUUUCUCAGACACGUUGCAUAAAAUGGGUCUUGCUUUACCUCGUGCCGAUGCGGUUUUCAUCAAUUCAUUUGAAGAGUUAGAUAAUACACUGACGAAUAACCUCAAGUCCGAGUUCAAAAGUUAUCUGAAUAUUGGUCCUCUCGCGUUGUUAUCAUCUACAUCUCAAGCGGAUGCUCUAGUGGACGAUCCUCACGGUUGCUUGGCUUGGAUCAAGAAGCAGAGGACUGCUUCUGUAGCGUACAUUAGCUUUGGUACAGUCAUGACGCCGCCUCCCGGAGAGCUUGUGGCGAUAGCGGAAGGGUUGGAGUCGAGCAAAGUGCCGUUUGUUUGGUCGCUUAAGGAGAAGAACAUGGCUCAGUUACCAAAAGGGUUUUUGGAACGGACAAGGGAGCAAGGGAUAGUGGUUCCAUGGGCUCCGCAAGUUGAGCUGCUGAAACACGAAGCAACGGGUGUGUUUGUGACGCAUUGUGGAUGGAACUCCGUGUUGGAGAGUGUUUCCGGAGGUGUGCCGAUGAUUUGCAGGCCGUUUUUUGGGGAUCAGAGACUCAACGGAAGAGCAGUUGAGGCUGUGUGGGGGAUUGGAAUGACGAUUAUCAAUGGAGUCUUCACGAGAGAUGGAUUCGGGGAGUGUUUGGAUCGAGUUUUGGUUCAAGAUGAUGGUAAGAAGAUGAAGAGCAAUGCCGAGAAGCUUAGAGAACAAGCUCACGAAGCCGUCUCUGAGAAAGGAAGCUCCGUUGAGAAUUUCAAAGGAUUGUUGGAAGCAGUUGUGACCACUUUAAAUUAAAAACACAUUUUGUAUUAAUGGUAAGAAUAACAGAGUUAAAACAUUGUCAUGCACCUAAAA
Molecule: messenger RNA, 1614 nt
Organism: Brassica napus (rape)
Lineage: Eukaryota; Viridiplantae; Streptophyta; Magnoliopsida; Brassicales; Brassicaceae
Product: flavonol 3-O-glucosyltransferase-like
Exons: 2
Coding region: 181-1554 (457 amino acids)
Molecular function (GO): UDP-glycosyltransferase activity
Source: RefSeq, a predicted model, not a curated record